Penicillium olsonii is the source of this 2235-nucleotide messenger RNA. Lineage: Eukaryota; Fungi; Ascomycota; Eurotiomycetes; Eurotiales; Aspergillaceae. The record is from the annotation of a GenBank genome assembly.
AUGUCGGCCUCUGAGACUUCUUCGUCACCCGACCCCCAGGUGAGGGAUGGCUCGUCUGCCCAACAUGCAGAGACAGCUUUAUCCGGACCCCCAGUACAAACACAGGAAGACUCUUCGAAAUCAGACACCGGCUUGGUAGACACUGUGAAAUCAGACAGUGCAGAAGGACAGGCAUUUCGCGACAUACCCUCGAACCCCGACGCAGAAAGCUCGAUAAACACUACCCAUGCUCAUACACCAGCUGAGAUGCAACCACUUGCGGGGCACAUGGAGAGACUGUCUGUCUCGGGGGAUACACCAGCAGAAUCACCGUCAAGUACAAAUACACCUCCUCCUCCUCCACCCCCCGCAAAAGACAACGUUUACGCAAACACAACUUCCACCCCUGCGCCAACGCUACCGCCUAUUGAUACCAACACGAAUCCCAUUUCCGACAAAGAGCUCCCAGAAGUGCCGAGUGAUAACGAUCGAGAGUUGAAACAAGGCCAACAAACCGAAGGCGGACGGGAGGAUAAUGAUUCACAGCCCGAAAUUCAAAACAUUAUGGGACAGUUUCAGGACCCCGCGCGGAGUACCGACCAAAUGGAGAUCAUGUCUCCACGGCUCGAGCUGGCGGAGCAGUUUCGCGGAGGCCCAGCUUACUUCCCACCCCGGAAAGCAAGUUUGGACCACGUAGAAUCUACCGAGUCUACAACAACUCCAGUCCCUGCGCCUGCGGGGGAUCAGCCUGGACCCAUCCCCCACAACCCCGAGUCCCCAGUAUCGAACCGGCGAUCAUCUACGUCAACAGUCCCACCCCUCCCAGAACCAGAGUCAGAACAGCCAUUUGAUUUCCAUCGGUUCCUAGAACAACUGCGUCACCGCACUGCCGACCCUGUCGCGAAGUUCUUGCGCUCAUUCCUUCACGAGUUUGGGAAAAAACAGUGGAUGGUUCACGAGCAAGUGAAGAUCAUUAGUGACUUCCUGACAUUUAUAACCAAUAAAAUGGUCAUGUGCGAGGUCUGGCGCGAUGCGUCUGAUAGCGAGUUCGACAAUGCCAAAGAAGGUAUGGAGAAACUGGUCAUGAAUCGACUAUAUUCUCAGACCUUCGCGCCGGCGAUCCCAGCCCCACCAACAAUACCCCGAAGUGCAAGCCGAAGCCGACGAAGGGAGCUCGAGAGGCUUCAUGGGCCAUGGCGCCGUGGCCAACACCAAGAAGACAUUGAACGGGAUGAUAUCUUAGCGCAAAAGAUUCGUAUCUACAGCUGGAUCAACGAAGGACAUCUUGAUAUUCCACCCGUCAGCGGCGGUGGGCGUCGGUUUUUGAACCUGGCCCAACAAGAAAUUUCAAAGAUCAAUAACUAUCGAGCCCCUCGGGACAAGGUCAUCUGUAUUCUGAAUUGCUGCAAGGUCAUUUUUGGUUUGCUGAAGAACACCAAAAAGGCCGACACAUCGGCAGACUCUUUCAUCCCGCUGUUGAUCUACGUAGUGCUUCAUGCAAACCCAGAUCAUCUCGUCUCCAACAUCCAAUACAUCCUUCGAUUCCGCAACCAGGACAAGCUUUGCGGAGAGGCUGGGUACUACAUUUCAUCCUUGUCCGGAGCGAUCACAUUUAUUGAGUCCUUAGACCGCACCAGUCUGACUGUCAGCGACGAGGAAUUUGAGCGCAACGUUGAGGCUGCUGUAUCUGCCAUUGCCGAACAAAAUCGCGAAUCCGAAACAUUCGAAGAAACCCCCUCCACCCAACCCCCCUCAUCCCAUCCGCAAGCUGGGCCAAGUCGCCAACAAACCUCGCAGUCCAGUGACGAGGACAGUUCCGCCCCGGUAGCAGGACUACUACGCACUAUCCAAAGACCACUGACUACUAUCGGACGCAUCUUCUCUGAUGAGCCCGACUCGGGCUCCGCUGCCCCUCCGGACCGCCUGCACCCCAUCGCAACACCCCAACCCGGCGUCGCUCCUCGCCUUUCCCCGAAUGUUUACCAGCCCCCUCGCGCAAGUAGUGAGGAGGGCCGCCGCUCCGGAGACGAGCGCUCCCACUCUGCCCAUCGAAGUGCCACUUCUGCGCAGAAUAAUCUCAGCCGUGUCCUUGAUGCUCAAGAUGCCGCCGCACGACAGGCAAGUGCUGAAGAUGCCGAGGCACGUCGGAUCCAGCGUUCUGAGCACAGGAAUGUGGUAGAGACGUUGUCGAAUAUGUUCCCCAACCUUGACCGAGAUGUCAUCGACGAUGUCGUGAAAAUAAAACAGGGAAGGUGA